AUGUCUUGUAUGAUUCCACUUAUUCUUGGUAGUUCAUUGAUAUUUGCUAAGGUCAUUACUAGAGAAACAAAAGAACAAUUAAGUACAUAUGCAAUAGCUGGACAAAUCGCUCAAGAGGUAUUUAGUUCAUUAAGAACUGUUCUCUCAUUCAAUGGAAGCAAAUUGCAACAAAAGCAAUAUGAAAAAGAAUUAAAAUUAAAUGAAUGGUAUACUAUUCGCAAAGAUGCUGCCUUUGGUACUUUUACGGGUUGGUUGAAUUUUAUAAACUUCGUAGUUUAUUCAAUUGGUUUCACUUUUGGUUCGAUUCUUAUGUCUCAUGGAAAUCAUCGUACACUGACCAUUAGUGAAAUUCUUGUUGUUGUGAGUAUGUUUGCACAAGCUUUAGGUUUCCUUACUUCAAUUGGAACUUUCUUUCAAUCAAUUUCGGAAGCUCAAGGUGCAGCAGUAUCCGUAUUUCGACUUAUAGAAGAGGUACAUGAUGAAAAUAUCAAUGAAAAAGAAAUAUUGGAAGAAAACAUAUCUGAUGAAAGAUCUAUUUCUAAUAUUAAUGGUGAUAUUGAAUUUGACAAUGUUAGUUUUAGUUAUCCAUCAAGAGAAAAUGCAACAGCUUUGAAUAAUCUUAAAUUGAUUGCUCGUGCUAAUCAAACAACUGCUCUUGUAGGUUCAAGUGGUUGUGGAAAAAGUACAUGUGUAUCACUUCUUCUUCGCUAUUAUGAACCUUCUUCAGGUAGAAUUAUGAUUGAUGGUCAAUCAAUUACAGAUCAUAAAAUCAAACAAUUUCGUCAGAAUAUUGGAGUUGUUAGUCAAGAACCUAUUUUAUUUGGACUAAGUAUUUAUGAAAAUAUUCGUUUUGGUAAAAUGAAUGCAACACAUGCAGAGAUUGAACAAGCAGCAGAACAAGCCAAUGCACAUAAAUUCAUUAUGAAAUUACCAAAUAAAUAUGAAACACUUGUUGGUGAACGUGGUAUACAAUUGAGUGGUGGUGAAAAACAACGUAUUGCAUUAGCUCGUGCACUUGUCAAACAACCCAGUAUUCUUUUAUUAGACGAAGCAACAAGUGCACUUGAUAAUGUUAGUGAAAAAAUUGUUCAAGAAGCACUUGAUCGAGCAUGCAAAAAUCGUACAACUAUAGUUAUUGCUCAUCGUUUAACUACAAUUCAGAAUGCUGAUUAUAUCUAUGUAUUAGAUAAAGGAAGUGUGAUUGAAGAAGGUACACAUGAAACAUUAUUGGCAAAAGAAGGAGGUAAAUAUCAAACAAUGGUCAAAAUGCAACAAUCUGAAAAAACGAUUGGUACACAAGAUGGCUUAAUGAAUAUGGCAAAAGCAGCAGCUGAAGAUGAAGAACAACUAUUCGAACGUGUUCGUCAAUUGAGUGAGAGCGAAGCAAUUGAUACAAAUCGGAGAGCUUCGAUGUCAGCAAAAGGAAAAUCUGUCUUUCUAAGACUCAUGAAGAUGAAUAGUCCUGAGUGGGUAUUUAUCUUGAUUGGUUGUUUAGCAUGUUUACUUGGUGGUUUACGUGGACCAACGUUCUCGAUUCUAUUCGCAAAAAUAAUUAAUGUAAGUAAUUUUAUUCAUAUGAAUACUGAAUUUAAUGAUUGUAAAUAUAGUGAUGUACGUCGUCGAGUGAUGAUUACAUGCGGUUUAUUUCUUCUUACUGGCGCUGUUUUUAUGAUUGUUAAUUUUUUUCAAGUAACUAUAUUAUUUCUAAACUAUAUCAAUGAGUUUUUUCAUGUUCGUUUACAGUUUGUGGCUUUUGGAGUAGCAGGAGCGAAAUUAGUUAGUCGCAUUCGUUCAAAGGCUUUCGCAUGUUUUCUUCGUCAAGAAGUCGCUUAUUUUGAUCGACCUGAAAACAGUUCUGGUGCUAUAUGUACUCAACUCUCUUCUAAUGCAGCUGCCAUUGAAGACAUGGCUGGUUCAAGAUUAGGUGUUAUCUGUCAAGCUUUAUCCAUGUGUGCUUUUGGCUCCUUACUUGGUUUUUAUUACAACUGGCAAUUAACAAUAAUCGUAGCUAUUCCUUUCGUUAUCAUGUUAAUCGUUACUGUUAUUCAAAUGCGGUUGGGUUCAUGGUUAAAAACACAAUCUGAUCUCAUUAGCUCUCAAGCUAGCACGCUUGCUGUUGAAGUUAUAACUAAUAUGCGUACAGUAAAACAAUUAUCAAUGGAAAAUGAAGUUUUACGACAAUAUUCGAAUAUGGUUCAUCAAGUAUUAGAAUUGUCUUGGAAACCUGAAGCAGUGUUUGCAAUAGCAUUUGCAUUGUUCUGGGCAAUGAGUCCAUUGACUUUGGGACUUUUGUAUUGGCGUGCUUUGAUUUCUGUUGAAAACAAUGAACUAGAUAUGGGCGAUGUUGUUAUGGUUUCUGCUUUUGGAAUGUUUGCAUUGGAAGCACUAAAAAUGGUUGGAAUGUUAGCAAGACGUAUUGGUGCAUCAUUUGCUGCGGCUCAUGCAUUUUUUGAUCUAUUUGAUCGAACACCGACUAUUGAUAAUGGAUCUAAUAAAGGACAAGAAUUAACUAAUUUUAGUGGAGAAACAGACUUUAAUCAAGUUAAAUUUGUUUAUCCAAGUCGUCCAACAGUUCUUGUUCUUAAUAAACUUCAAUUAUCUAUUAAAUCAGGUCAACGUAUAGCUCUUGUUGGUGUAUCUGGAUGUGGAAAAUCAACAAUCGUUCAGUUAUUAGAACGAUUUUAUGAUGUUACACAUGGAGAAUUGCUUCUUGAUGGUGUUGAUAUUCGAAAAUUAAAUCUUCAAUGGCUUCGUUCUCGUCUGGGUGUUGUUAGUCAAGAACCAGUUUUAUUUGAUUUAACAAUUGCUGAAAAUAUAUCAUAUGGAUUAGAAAAUAUACCAAUGGAUGAGAUUGUUCAUGCUGCAACUAAAGCUAAUAUUCAUGAAUUUAUUCAACAAUUACCUCAAGGUUAUGAGACAAAGGUUGGAGUCAAAGGUAGUUUUUUAUCAGGUGGUGAAAAACAACGUAUUGCUAUUGCUCGAGUUCUUAUUCGUCGACCUAAAAUAUUAUUAUUAGAUGAAGCUACAAGUGCCAUGGAUCCACACAAUGAAAAGAUAGUACAAGUAACUCUUGAACAAGCACAAACAGAAGAUCCUAGUCGAACGUCAAUUAUUAUUGCACAUCGUCUUUCAACAAUACAAUCAUGUGAUUUAAUAUGUGUACUUGAAAUGGGUCGUAUAGUUGAAAGUGGUACUCACACAGAACUAGUACAAAAAGGUGGAAUUUAUUAUAAAAUGUUAAAUGCUCAAAACAACGGACACUAA
Molecule: messenger RNA, 3264 nt
Organism: Adineta steineri
Lineage: Eukaryota; Metazoa; Rotifera; Eurotatoria; Adinetida; Adinetidae
Source: the annotation of a GenBank genome assembly